Messenger RNA from Trichoderma reesei QM6a, 2067 nucleotides. Its product is annotated as GMC oxidoreductase. NCBI's taxonomy places the organism in Eukaryota, Fungi, Ascomycota, Sordariomycetes, Hypocreales, Hypocreaceae. Gene Ontology annotation, molecular function: flavin adenine dinucleotide binding; oxidoreductase activity, acting on CH-OH group of donors. Bases 74 to 1888 code for a protein of 604 amino acids. The record is from RefSeq and is a predicted model, not a curated record. The transcript is spliced from 2 exons.
GUGGCAAGCAACCUCGUCAGUUACCUCCAUACAACCAGAGGUUCGGACGCAUUGUCUUGGCCAGAAAGCGGUCAUGGGUUCCGCCGUAGACGUUUUUGACUAUAUCAUUGUAGGAGGCGGCACAGCCGGACUGACAGUUGCCAAUCGCCUGACCGAAGAUGCGGACAUCAAAGUAUUGGUGAUUGAAGCAGGACAGGAUCGCACAAAUGACCCUCUGGUUCAGAUCCCAGGCCUCGUCGUGGGAAUGUACGGCAAGCCGGAAUAUGAUUGGAACUUCAGCUCGACUCCUCAGCCGGGUCUCAACAACCGUAUCAUCAACCAGGCGCGCGGCAAGCAACUGGGAGGUUCUUCUGCUCUGAACUUCAUGAUGAUGUUGUAUCCUCCAAGAGGUAGUCUGGACGCUUGGGGUGCUUUGGGAAACAAGGGUUGGGACUAUGAUGCUCUGUCACCGUACUUGAGCAAGUUCGCAACGUUCCAUCCCCCUCCACAAGCCGCGAAAGAUGCCGUGGGCCUCGGGAACCACGACGACGCAGCGGUCGGCAACGGGCCGAUCCAGGUGUGCUUCAGCGAAGGUUAUGGCAAGCCGAACAAGGCCUGGAUGGAGGCAUUUGCCCACCUUGGACUGGAUAUGAAGACCGAUCCGCGGACCGGAAAGGGUCUGGGAGCAUUUCAGCAGGGUGGCAGCAUUGAUCCCGCCACCAACACUCGAAGUCAUGCCGCUAGCGCCCAUUAUACUCCUGAGAUCGCGAGCAGGUCGAAUUUGACGGUCAUCACGGAGACGGUCGUCCAAAAUAUUAUCUUCGACGCAUCAAAAGACGAGCCUGUUGCUGUCGGUGUGCUUGUUCGGACCCGGGCGGGCGCCGAAAUGACGCUCUUGACUGAUGGCGAGAUCAUCCUGGCUGCAGGAGCCCUCAUGUCGCCCCAAAUCCUCGAGCUGUCUGGCGUCGGAAGCAAGUCCCUCCUUCAGAGCUUGGGCAUACCCGUUCUUGUCGAUAAUCCAAGUGUCGGCGAAAAUCUCCAGGACCAUCCCAUCACAUGCCAGUCGUUCGAGGUCAAGCCUGACGUCCUCUCAGGCGACGUGCUGAGGGAUCCCAACGUCCUUGGAGCUCUUCUCCAGCAAUUUCAGGACGGCGGUAAGGGGCCCCUGGGUCAGUCUAACAUCAGCGUCGCGUAUGUGCCCCUUGCGAAUGGGGCGGGCGUCUGCUCUGAGGACGCCAAGAAGUCACUGUUUGCCUCUCACCGCGAACAUGCGCAGACCCCUGAGGCAAAGAUGCUCUGCAAGCUUCUCCAAGAGCAGGAUGAGCCAGCCGUGCAGUAUUUCUUGUUUCCCUCACAAGCACACACUGUCAUAGACAACCCGUCCAGCAUGGCCGAUUAUCUCUUGCCGACAAGUCCGGAGAAUUACUUGACGGUCAUGACGAUGCUGAACCACCCAUUCUCCCGUGGCAGUGUCCACAUCACCAGCGCCGACGUUGACGAACUCCCUAGGUGGGAUCCAAAUUUCAACUCGAAUCCGCUUGAUCUGGAGAUCUCUGGUCGCCAUGUCCAGUUUGUCGAGUUGCUUCUCCGUACGGCUCCAUUCGCAGAUCUUUUCAAGCCUGGCGGUGCUCGCAUUCCGCAGCUCAAGGGCGAUACCCCAGAUCAUGCGAGAGAGGUUGUUCGGCAAAGUCAGGUUUGCUGCUUCCAUCCGUGCUGUAGCUUGGCGAUGAAGCCAAGGGAGACAGGAGGUGUCGUUGACAGUAGAUUGAGAGUAUAUGGCACCAAGGGCCUGAGAGUGGUUGAUGCCAGUGUCUUUCCAGUUCAAAUUGCGGGGAAUAUCCAGAGUAUGGUUUAUGUCGUUGCAGAGAAGGCUGCCGACAUUAUCAAAGAGGACAGGUUGAGUAAGUGAGCGCUCCAAGAGGCAGACCGGGGCUCGAGCUUCUGAGCCAAGGAGCCAAGGUCAAGAGCUUGGUCAGGUUAGGAUUGUUUCCCAGACACGUAAUGCUGCUUCGCCGGCAAAUCAUGGGGUGGUAGGAAGAGCUGAAAUUCCGAGAGAAGAACAAAGUACUCUGGCCAAUAAUGAGAGAG